GCGGUAAAGUGAUGCUUUCGCGGUGAUCUUUUGCCUCGCCUGCGACGCCGUGUUCGUACUCAGUUACGGACGAUUUUGACGAAAUUUAUGAGAGAAUACAAGCCGUGUUGAUGUAGUGUGAUAAAUUGUGAUUUUGGGCAUGACUUCGGUACAAAAGACCGUUUGAUAGACAUUUCUGUGUUUGUGUACAAGUUGACCUGGGAACCGCAAAACUCCUGGAAACUGUGGUUUGUGAGUGUAUGUGUGUCAACUGUGCUCUUUAGCAUUGCGGUGUAUUUUAAAUAAGAGUAAUCGUGCGCGCGGGUGAGGCAUGACGACCGACAUCUCGGUGUCCCGCUGGGACCCCUCCGUGGGUCACGGCCAGGAGACCAUCAUCGACGAGAUAGAAUACGACGGCGGCAACUCCUCGUCGCGCCUCUACGAACGAUCGCGCAUCAAGGCGCUAGCAGACGAACGAGAGAGCGUCCAGAAGAAGACGUUCCAGAAAUGGGUGAACUCCCACCUGGUGCGGGUGGGGUGCCGCAUCAGCGACCUCUACGUCGAUAUGCGCGACGGCAAGAUGCUCAUCAAGCUGCUGGAGGUUCUGUCCGGGGAGAGGCUGCCUCGUCCCACCAAAGGCAAGAUGCGUAUCCACUGCCUCGAGAAUGUUGACAAGGCGCUGCAGUUCCUGCGCGAACAACGAGUCCACCUGGAGAACAUGGGUUCACAUGACAUAGUCGACGGCAACGCUCGACUCAACCUUGGGCUGAUCUGGACGAUUAUUCUGCGGUUCCAGAUCCAAGACAUUACCAUUGAAGAGACAGACAACAAAGAGACAAAGUCUGCCAAGGACGCUUUACUCCUGUGGUGUCAAAUGAAGACAGCCGGCUACAACAACGUCAAUGUUCGCAAUUUCACCACCUCUUGGCGUGAUGGUCUGGCUUUCAAUGCCAUCAUCCACAAACAUAGACCUGACCUCAUCCAGUUUGAGAGACUGCACCGGGGCAAUCACAUCCAUAACCUCAACAAUGCCUUCAACGUGGCCGAAGAGAAGCUCGGCUUGACGAAGCUUUUAGAUGCUGAAGACAUCGCCGUAGACCACCCCGACGAGAAGUCGAUCAUCACGUACGUGGUGACAUACUACCACUACUUCAGCAAGAUGAAGCAGGAGACGGUGCAGGGCAAGAGGAUCGGCAAAGUGGUCGGCAUCGCCAUGGAGAAUGAGAAGAUGAUGAAUGAGUAUGAGAGUCUCACCAGUGACCUGCUGCAGUGGAUCGAGCGAACGAUCGAGGCGCUCGGCGACCGCACGUUCGCCAACUCGCUCGAGGGUGUUCGCCAGCAGCUCAUACAGUUCUCCAACUACCGCACUGUGGAGAAACCGCCCAAGUUCGUGGAGAAGGGCAACCUGGAGGUGCUGUUGUUCACGCUGCAGUCACGCAUGCGCGCCGCCAACCAGAAACCGUACACGCCGCGCGAGGGCCACAUGAUCAGCGACAUCAACCGCGCCUGGGAGCGCCUCGAGAAGGCCGAGCACGAGCGCGAGCUGGCGCUGCGCGAGGAGCUCAUCCGCCAGGAGAAGCUGGAGCAGCUGGCCGCCAGAUUCAACCGCAAAGCUCAGAUGCGUGAGACGUGGCUGUCGGAGAACCAACGUCUGGUCAGCCAGGACAACUUCGGCUUCGACCUCGCCGCGGUGGAGGCGGCGGCUAAGAAGCACGAGGCUAUUGAAACUGACAUCUUCGCGUAUGAGGAGCGCGUGCAAGCUGUGGUGGCGGUGUGCUCCGAGUUGCAGGCUGAGAGAUACCACGAUAUGGAGCGCGUGAUCGCACGUCGCGAGAACGUGCUACGUCUAUGGGCGUAUCUACUCGAGUUGCUUCGCGCUAGACGCGCUCGUCUGGAACUAUCGCUGCAGCUGCAACAGAACUUCCAGGAGAUGCUGUAUAUCCUGGACUCCAUGGAAGAGAUCAAGAUGAGACUCCUGACUGACGACUACGGCAAACAUCUGAUGGGCGUCGAGGAUCUACUCCAGAAACACGCGCUCGUCGAAGCUGAUAUCAACGUGCUUGGUGAACGUGUUAAGGUUGUCGUCGGUCAAUCUCAGAGAUUCCUCGAACAAGAGGAGGGCGGGUACCGGCCGUGCGACCCCGCCGUCACCGUCGAGCGUAUACAGCAGCUGGAGAACGCGUACGCCGAGCUCGUACAUCUUGCUGUGGAACGCAGAAAGCGUCUGGAGGACAGCCGCAAGCUAUGGCAGUUCUACUGGGACAUGGCGGACGAGGAGAACUGGAUCAAGGAGAAGGAGCAGAUCGUAUCUGUCGACGAUAUCGGACACGAUCUCACUACCGUGUAUCUGCUGAUCUCGAAGCACAAGGCUCUGGAGGCGGACGUACAGGCGCACGAGGUGCAGCUGAUGAGUGUGGCCGCCGUCGGCGACGAGCUCAUCUCGCAGGGACACUUCGGGGCUGAUCGUAUUCAGGAGCGUCUCCGUGACAUCCUAUCCCAAUGGAACCAUCUACUAGACGUGGUCUCUCUACGCAAGGACCGUUUGGACGCGGCCGUGCGUUACCACCAACUGUUCGCGGAUGCCGAUGACAUCGACGCAUGGAUGUUAGACACGCUCAGACUGGUAUCUUCAGAAGAUACAGGUGUGGACGAAGCCCAAGUACAGAGUCUGCUGAAGAAACACAAGGAUGUGACCGACGAGCUGAAACACUACGCCAACGUUAUCCAGCAGCUCAAACAACAGGCGAGCGCGCUCAGUCCCGAAGACGCGGGCUCGACAGAAGUGACGUCACGCCUCGGUGCUAUGGACGCGCGCUUAGCCGAGCUCGGCGAGCUGGCUAGACUCCGCAAGCAGCGUCUGCUAGAUGCCCUGUCCCUACACAAGCUGUUGGCUGAGGCUGAUGCUGCCGAUCAAUGGAUACAGGAGAAGGACCGCAUGUUGGACACCAUGACAACACCGAAGGACAUCGACGAUGUUGAGAUUAUGAAACACAGAUACGACGGUUUCGACAAGGAGAUGAACGCUAACGCGUCGCGCGUGGCCGUCGUCAACCAGUUGGCUCGCCAGCUGAUUCAUGUGGAACAUCCGCAGGCGCCCGCCAUUCAGGAGCGUCAGGCCGCACUCAACUCCGCCUGGAGCACGCUGCGAGAGAAGGCCGAGGCGAAGAAGGACGAGCUGAAGUCCGCCCAGGGCGUCCAGACAUUCCACAUUGAGUGUCGCGAGACCGUGUCCUGGAUCGAGGACAAGAAACGUAUCCUGCAGCAGACGGACAACUUGGAGAUGGAUCUCAACGGUGUUAUGACACUCCAACGUCGUCUAUCCGGCAUGGAGCGGGAUCUAGCCGCGAUACAGGCGCGCAUCUCGUCGCUCGAGGCGGAGGCGAGCGCCAUCGAAAACGAGCACCCAGACGAGGCGAGACUCAUCCGCGAGCGCAUACACACCAUCACGGAUAACUGGGAACAGCUUACUCAUAUGCUCAAAGAGCGCGAUGCUAAGCUGGAGGAGGCCGGUGACCUGCACCGGUUCCUGCGCUCCGUGGACCACUUCCAAGCCUGGCUCACCAAGACGCAGACCGACGUCGCUUCCGAAGAUAUUCCUGCGAGUCUGCCCGAAGCGGAGAAGCUACUGUCUCAGCACCAGACUAUCAAGGAGGAGAUAGACAACUACAAGGACGAGUAUGCCAAGAUGAUGGAGUACGGAGAGAAGAUCACUGCCGAGCCGUCCACCCAGGACGACCCGCAGUACAUGUUCUUGCGCGAGCGGCUGAAGGCACUGCGCGAGGGCUGGGCCGAGCUGCAGCAGAUGUGGGAGAACCGCCAGCAGCUGCUCACACAGAGCCUCGAGCUGCAGCUGCUGCAGCGUGACGCGAGACAGGCCGAGGUGCUGCUGGCUCACCAGGAGCACAGACUCGCCAAGACCGAGCCGCCAACGAACCUCGAGCAAGCCGAGAACCUUAUCAAGGAGCACGAGGCGUUCCUCACGACCAUGGAGGCCAACGACGACAAGAUCAACUCGGUGGUGCAGUUCGCCAACCGCCUGGUCGAGGAGAGGCACUUCGACGCCGACAAGAUCCAGCGCAAGGCCGAGAGCAUCCGCGGCCGCCGCGACGCCAACAAGGAGAAGGCGCUCCAGCAGAUGGAAAAGCUUCAGGACCAGCUCCAGCUGCACCAGUUCCUGCAGGACUGCAACGAGCUCGGCGAGUGGGUGCAGGAGAAGAACGUCACGGCCCAGGACGACACCUACCGCUCCGCCAAGACCAUCCACUCCAAGUGGACGCGCCACCAGGCCUUCGAGGCCGAGAUCGCUGCCAACAAGGAGCGCCUCUUCGCCGUCCAGAACGCGGCCGAGGAACUCAUGAAGCAGAAGCCCGAGUUCGUCGAGAUCAUCUCGCCCAAGAUGCACGAGCUCCAGGACCAGUUCGAGAACCUCCAGACCACCACCAAGGAGAAGGGCGAGCGCCUCUUCGACGCCAACCGCGAGGUGCUCCUGCACCAGACCGUCGACGACAUCGACAGCUGGAUGAACGAGCUGGAGAAGCAGAUCGAGAACACCGACACCGGCACCGACCUCGCCUCCGUCAACAUCCUCAUGCAGAAGCAGCAGAUGAUCGAGACCCAGAUGGCGGUGAAGGCCAAGCAGGUCACCGAGCUAGAGACCCAAGCGGAGUACCUGCAGAAGACCGUGCCCGACAAGAUGGACGAGAUCAAGGAGAAGAAGAAGACGGUCGAGCAGCGCUUCGAGCAGCUCAAGGCGCCGCUGCUGGAGCGGCAGCGCCAGCUCGCCAAGAAGAAGGAGGCGUUCCAAUUCCGUCGCGACGUCGAGGAUGAGAAGCUAUGGAUUCACGAGAAGAUGCCCCUGGCUACCAGCCAGGAGUACGGCAACUCGCUCUUCAACGUCCAGAUGCUGCAGAAGAAGAACCAGUCCCUCAAGACCGAGACUGAUAACCACGAGCCGAGGAUCCUGACUGUCAUCUCCAACGGCCAGAAGUUGAUUGACGAGGGCCACGAAGACACACCCGAAUUCAAGAACCUCAUUGACGAGCUAUCCGCAAGGUGGCGAGAACUUAAAGAUGCCAUUGACCAACGCAAGAGCAAUCUGGCUCAAUGGGAGAAAGCGCAGCAGUACCUGUUUGACGCCAACGAGGCAGAGGCGUGGAUGAGCGAACAGGAGUUGUACAUGAUGGUAGAAGACAGAGGCAAGGACGAGAUCUCCACGCAGAAUCUGAUGAAGAAACACGAAAUUCUGGAGCAAGCGGUCGACGAUUACGCCCAGACUAUCCGCCAGCUCGGCGAGACGGUCAGACAGCUUACCAGCGAGGAACAUCCACUUAGUGAACAGAUCUCAGUGAAGCAGUCGCAGGUGGACAAACUCUAUGCAGGUCUUAAAGACCUGGCGGGCGAGCGGCGCGCCAAGCUGGACGAGUCGCAGAGACUAUUCCAGCUGUCGCGUGAAGUCGACGACCUGGAGCAGUGGAUCACCGAGCGCGAGCUCGUCGCCUCCAGCCAGGAGCUGGGCCAGGACUACGACCAUGUCACUCUUCUCUGGGAGCGCUUCAAGGAGUUCGCGCGCGAGACGCAAGCCGUGGGCUCGGAGCGCGUGGCCACGGCGGAGCGUAUCGCCGACCAGAUGAUAGCCAUGGGCCACUCAGACAACGCCACCAUCGCGCAGUGGAAGGAGGGACUCAAGGAGACCUGGCAGGACCUGCUCGAGCUCAUCGAGACAAGGACACAGAUGUUAGCUGCGUCGCGCGAGCUGCACAAAUACUUCCACGACUGCAAGGACACGCUGCAACGCGUCAACGAGAAGGCGCGUGGCGUCAGCGACGAACUCGGCCGCGACGCGAUCAGCGUCGGCGCGUUACAACGCAAACACCACAACUUCACGCAGGACCUUACUACAUUGCACCAGCAGGUGGAGUCCAUAGGCGCGGAAUGCAACCGCCUCGGCGCGUCGUACGCGGGCGACAAGGCGGCGGAGAUCACGCGUCGUGCUGCCGAGGUGGCGGACGCAUGGGCGGCGCUACAGGCCGCGUGCGCCGCGCGACGCACCCGCCUCGAGGACGCGGACGACCUGUACCGCUUCCUCAACCAGGUCCGCAACCUCACGCUGUGGAUGGACGACGUAGUGCGCUCCAUGAACACCGGCGAGAAACCCAGAGACGUGAGCGGCGUGGAGCUCCUCAUGAACAACCACCAAUCCCUCAAGGCCGAGAUCGAGACUCGCGAGGACAACUUCACAGCUUGCAUCGGUCUGGGUCGAGAGCUGCUAGCGAGACAGCACUACGCGUCACCCGACAUCAAGGACAAGCUGCAGUCGCUCACCAACCAGAGGAACGCACUGCUCAGACGGUGGGAGGAGCGCUGGGAGAACCUGCAGCUCAUUCUGGAAGUGUACCAGUUCGCUCGCGACGCGGCGGUGGCUGAAGCGUGGCUGAUCGCCCAGGAACCGUACCUAAUGUCUCAGGAGCUCGGACACACUAUCGACGAGGUUGAAAGCCUUAUCAAGAAGCACGAGGCCUUUGAGAAGUCGGCGGCAGCGCAGGAGGACAGGUUCAGCGCGCUCCAGAGGCUCACCACGUUCGAAGUGAAAGAGAUGAAGCGACGACAGGAAGCAGCUGAGGCGGCAGAGCGUGAACGUCUCGAAAGAGAAGCGGCCGAGGCUGCCGCUCGCGACGCCACAGAUACGGCGGAACCCGAACCGCAACCGCAAGUCGUAAGGAGAACGUCCACUAAAGCGGCCGAGAAGGCCCAGGACCGACCGCAUUCGCAGCCAGCGAGCCCCGCCCCGUCCCCGAGUCGCGAGUCGCCGUCGCCCGCGACCGAGUCGCCUCGCACCAAACCGACGCCGGCUAAACCCGCACGCAUGUCCAUGGCCGGUACGAGCUCGAGCCCCGCCACCCCGUCACCCGGUAAGCUGAAGACGAGGUCCCGAAGCAAGUCACCGUUCCGAAGCUUCCGUUGGCGCACCGCGAAGAAACUCCUCACGGGCUCCCCUCAUAGCGACGAUGAAGAGGGCGCCAGUCCGGUGGGCGAAGAUGAAGGUGUAGAGGGAACGCUGGUCCGCAAACACGAGUGGGAAUCCGCAGCUAAACGUGCCUCGAAUAGAUCGUGGGACAAAGUGUACGUGGUCGCGCGCGACGGUCGCAUGUCGUUCUACAAGGACCAAAAGUCGUACCGCGCGGCGCCCGAGCAGGGCUACCGGGGCGAAGCGCCGCUCGACCUCAACGGCGCCGUCGUAGAGGUCGCCGCCAACUACACCAAGAAGAAGCAUGUCUUCCGCGUCAGACUCAGCAACGGCGCAGAAUGGCUGCUGCAGGCCCACGACGAGGCCGAGAUGGGGGCGUGGCUUGACGCGCUGCGGGCGCGCACGCACGCGCCGGCGCCGCGCCCGCACACGCUGCCCGCACAGCACGCGGAGCCCAAGCGUCGCUCCUUCUUCACGCUCAAGAAGAACUAAUUCCACCGGCGAUGGACAGCCGCUCUCGAGUUCCGUCAUCACAUUUCUCAUUAAGCCGGGUAUCCACCGGCGUACCGUAACCGCAACUGAACGAGUAACCCCGUAGUUACAUAGUAUACACAAGUAUACAGGUCGAUUACAGUCCACUAACCAGAUCCCCUAGCCGACACGUUCUCUUUACCGCUUCUUUUUGAAUCGAUCAAAAUGUAUGGAAUUGACUCGACAAGUCGAAUGUCGACUAUAUUAUCGAACGCUUACGUCAAUUUGAUACAUUUAAGCUAGGGGCGGGGUUUCGGUUGCGGUUACGGCCGCGGUGGGUGGGGCUCCCGCCGCGUCCCCCCGUACUCAGUGCGCCGCACGCCACAGUACGCGCCGGAGUGACGCCGCAUAUUUCUCUCGACGCUUGCUCGUGUAAGCUUUGCCAAUGAUGAAAUAGUGUCAGCGCGGCCCGACCGACGUCUGUCGACUUGUUAUUAUUUUGUUGCGUACAAACGUUAUUUAAGACUGUUCUAUUGAGUGUUUGGAUCGUUUGCCUUCGUCUGAAACUGUAUUUAUUGUGCGGGGCCCGCCCCCGAGUAAAGAUUAUAUCCGUACGGUAUGAGCCCACCCUUAUUGUAAUUGUUGUAACGAUAUAAAGAACAUAUAAAAAUUCUAAAUGCGACGCUAUUUAUGAGUAGAAUAGUUAACUGAGAUGAGAAUAUAUAUUAUUUAUUUAUAUACUUAUAAUCCGAAGCUGAUUUAGUUCAGUUGGAACGUUCGAUAUAUAAGAUGAGAACUUAGAUGUUUUAUUAGAGUAACUAUUGACCAAUCGUCUGCUGCGAAUGGAGUUUGGACUUCGUAUGAUAAUCGCAUUUAUCACGUUUCCCAUGAUUUUUUUUAUCGAUUGACAUCCGAGUGUAAUUACUAUUAGAUACGUAUCGCUAGUGACUCCGCGUCCCGUACUCGACGUCGCUGUAUGCGCCGCUUUUGGAUUUUAUAUCAGACUUCUUAGACACGUAAUAUUAAGGGGGUAGGUGUUAGUUUGGUGCGGCGAUGUCGUAGUAUAACCGAGAUGUAAGUACGCUUGACGCUUGUAUUUUUCAUAUGAAUAAUAAUUUUACUGCCAACUCUUCACAAAUUGUUACUUUCGUAAUGUGUACCCUCACUUGCUAGAUGUUAGGGCGCCGGCGCGACGGCGGCCAUUUUCAUUCGGGUCGUCCGUCUCGCUCCCGCAUGUAUAACUUAUGUUUUAUUUCAAUAUUUUAUUUCUAAAAUUUUACUUUUUUGAGAAAGAAUAAAAUAAACGAUGUUUUCAAAUA
Messenger RNA from Aricia agestis (brown argus), 8733 nucleotides. It is a transcript of the gene beta-Spec, whose product is annotated as spectrin beta chain. Bases 311 to 7435 code for a protein of 2374 amino acids. The transcript is spliced from 38 exons. Lineage: Eukaryota; Metazoa; Arthropoda; Insecta; Lepidoptera; Lycaenidae. Gene Ontology annotation, molecular function: structural constituent of cytoskeleton; actin filament binding; phospholipid binding. The record is from RefSeq and is a predicted model, not a curated record. Gene Ontology annotation, cellular component: plasma membrane; cell junction; spectrin. Gene Ontology annotation, biological process: actin cytoskeleton organization; neuron development.